AUGCCUCUUCGCGGGAAAAAGCUUCAUGUCUUGGAAGUAGGCUCCUUCGAAGGCGCCUCGACAACAUGGAUCCUUGACAACCUUAUGGACCAUGCCGAGUCAACAAUGACCGUUAUCGACACAUUCGAGGGUGGCAUGGAACAUCAAGCCGCCGAGAAUGCGCAGAAAUACAACAUGAGUACGCUUGAAAGCCGUUUCCGAGCGAACGUGGCGAAAUGCGAGCAUGUGAACAAAUUACGCGUGAUGAAGGCACGCAGUGAUAACGCCUUACUGGCCUUGAGGCAAGAGUCUGCGCAUUUUGACUUUGUCUAUGUCGACGCCUCACAUGUAGCCAUCGAUGUAUUGCAUGAUGCAGUGGUCUGUUGGCGAAUGCUCAAUGUACAUGGCGUUAUGGUGUUCGAUGACUUUCGCUGGAAAGGAUAUAUGGAAGAUUGCUACAACCCACACGUUGCUAUCCUUGGCUUCCUUCGUUGCGCCGCGCCAGAAAUCGAGACCAGAGAGACAGAAUCUCAGAUGUGGGUGACCAAAGUACCGAACAGAAUACCUGCGACUCCGAAUCCGGAUCCUGCUUUGUACUAUUGGGAAAAGGACAAGAACUCAGCGUUAGAGUAA
Molecule: messenger RNA, 612 nt
Organism: Endocarpon pusillum Z07020
Lineage: Eukaryota; Fungi; Ascomycota; Eurotiomycetes; Verrucariales; Verrucariaceae
Exons: 1
Coding region: 1-612 (203 amino acids)
Source: RefSeq, a predicted model, not a curated record